Molecule: messenger RNA, 1438 nt
Organism: Theobroma umbraticum
Lineage: Eukaryota; Viridiplantae; Streptophyta; Magnoliopsida; Malvales; Malvaceae
Product: zinc finger protein 7-like
Source: RefSeq, a predicted model, not a curated record
UAUGGAAAAUUAGUUUCUUUAGAGAGUGAUACGACAACAGAAGGCUUGUGGGAAGCAGUGCAAAUACUUGAUUUGGAAGAUUAAGAACUUGACCGUGAAUGCAAACUCUCUUGUCGGUUUGUCAACCCUGAAUUUCUUACAUGCUCCAAAAGGAAUCGUGUAAAGGCGUCCUCAUUUGAGGAAAGGAAAGGGGCAGAAAGAUGAAAGUGGGGAAUCCUAAGCUUGAUAAGGGCAACAGUAAAGAUGACAUAAGCAUUGUCCCCCUGGAAAGACCCAAAGCAUCGCAGGGUGGGGUCAAUGACUUGAAAUAAGAUGAAAUAAAUGAAAAAAAAAAACAACAUCAAGCCUCAUACUCUCCAUUUAUUUCUCUUCUCUAAGUUUGAUCCAACUCUUCAAACCAUACCGUAUUUCUUUUAAGCCUUUGCAUUCCUUUCAACUUUCCUUUGACGCUCUACCUAAUUGUGGAUUACAGAUCAGAAAUGAUUUUCCAAAGAGAAGAAGCACCUGAAGCUGGAAGUAUAUCUACAAAACAACAAAGCGAGCUAGGAAUUAAUGAUGAUAGCAAUGAAGCAAUUGAAGAGGAGAAUCCAGGAGAGUGGUUGAACCUGAGAAUAGGUGGGAAUUCACUAUCAUCAACAGCUGGAGACUCUGACCCCCAAUCAAGACCAGUUUCUGCCAAGGUUUUCUCAUGCAACUUUUGCAUGAGGAAGUUCUACAGUUCCCAAGCCUUGGGUGGCCACCAGAACGCCCACAAAAGGGAGAGAGGUGCAGCCAGGAGAUACCAAUCCCAGAGGAUGAUGUCAAUGAUGGGUUUGCCAAUAAGUAGUCACGUGGUUAGAUCGCUUGGCGCCCGACCCCAUUCCCUGGUGCACAAAACAAGCAGAGAUGGAGCUGCAAGUGUGGGAAGAUUUAAUGAUACUUAUACAGGUUUUGGAAUGGCAGCGAUGCACUGUACGGUAGAUGAUGCAAUGGAUUUGAUGUGGCCAGGAAGCUUCCGCUUGGAUCCUCAACUACCCAAACCACCAUCAGACCCAUCCAAGCUCGACUUGAAUCUUCGACUCUAAUCCAUCUGCUCUCCUUUGUCCGAGUUUGGAAGUCUGUUUUAGUACUAUCUCCUAUCUUGGAAACAGUUCCUUGACUUGUUCAUCCAUCGCGUACAGAUACUAACUCAGUUAGAGAGUCAGAGCUGCGGCUCUGCCUAGAAACCAGAAGAAACGACAAGGAUAUCCUUUCCCUGUCCAUCGGUAUUUAGUUAGUAGUAUGUUUAUUUCUUUUUCUGCUUCCAGCUUCUUCAAAGUGCAAGAUCACCCCAAUAGACUGUGGGUUCUUCUUUUUUUUCUUGUAUCACUUGACAAGAACCAUAGAAUUAAAAUAUCCCUUUAAUUUCAUUUCUUUCUAAUUUCUCCAUGCCUAUAUAAAUUCUGAUGUUUCAUACUAA